ACAGAGGUAGGAAGAGGACAGAGGGGAUUCGUUCGUGGAGAGGUGACAUUCCUCCGAAUGACGUCCUGACGUUCCCCCUACGUCUGACGUCACCGACGUCGAACGGGGCUGUUUGUUCUGGAUUCAGGGGUGAGGAAGACCUGCGCGCGCUGACAACCGACAGAAAAAGGUCACUACUCCACCCCUCUCGUCAACCAACCAACCAAAGGAAGACUGGCCCCUCUCUCCUGCCCCCCUCCAGGUCACUACUCUACCUCUCCAUUCUGAGAGAUGACACUCCCUCUGGACUAGACCAAGCCUGCACCACAACAGACAAACAUAGAAUCCAGUGGGCUGUGAUGAUGACGAUGAUGACGUUACUCUUCCUCCUCCCUUCAGAGAGUCCAGCGUUUUGUGUGAUGGCCUGAGAGGGCUUCCCAGUCUAGCCUGCCUGCCUCUCCCGGGUCCAAACUGUCUGACUGGGACUCCCCCCCUCCCCGCCUGCUACGCCCUGCCUCCGUCGCCAUGGGAGACGGCCUGGAGGCGGGCAGCAGCCUAAACCCCGCCCCCCGCUCCCACUCCUGUAACCCCCCGCCCCCCGAGACAUGGAACCCCUCGAGGCCGAAACGACAGACCAACCAGCUACAGUACCUGUUGAAGGUGCUGCUGAAGACACUGUGGAAACAUCACUUCUCAUGGCCCUUCCAGGCUCCCGUAGAUGCCAUCAAACUCGGCCUGCCUGAUUACUAUCAGAUCAUCAAGGUUCCUAUGGACAUGGGGACCAUCAAGAAGAGACUGGAGAACAGCUACUAUUGGAACGCCCAGGAAUGUAUACAGGACUUCAACACCAUGUUCACCAACUGUUACAUCUACAACAAGCCUGGUGAUGACAUAGUGUUGAUGGCAGAGUCUCUAGAGAAGAUGUUUCUUCAGAAGAUCUCUGAGAUGCCCCAAGAGGAGACUGAGAUCCCCAUGGUUACCAAGGGGCGGAGGGCGAGGCAGAGAGAAGCAGGUCUCCUGUCUAAGUCUGACUCCGGCCAGGACUCAUCUCCCUCCUCCACCCCCCACACCCGAGGUUUCUCCUCCCCGUCGCCGGGCCCUCAGACUCGGGGUCUCCCCGUAUCCCAGGGGCCCCCCACCCUCCCCCUCGCCCUCCCCCCUCAGACCCAGCCCCCUCGCGUUCCCCCCCCCCCUCCCUCCCACGCCCCCCAGCUGGGACCACCCUUCCCCAUCAGCCCUCUGGAUGUCCUGGCCCAGGGCCUCACCUCCGUACCCCACCACCCCCCAGCCCACCCAGACCUUCACCCUGCUGCCCCACCCAUCCCCCAGAGCAUCGCACCCCCAGCUAAGCAUAGGAAGAGCCAGAAGAGGAAGGCUGACACCACCACACCCACCGCCAACGACCAGCUCAGCGAGUCGUCUCCCGUGGCGACGGAGCGCCCACGCCGUGAAAGCAGCAGCCGCCCGCUGAAGCAGCCCAAACGAGACCCCGCCCAGCCCGACUCCCAGCACCACCUGGGGCUAGGCGGGGGGGUUCCCGGGGGCGGGGCGUUAACAAGUCACGGCGGGAGCCCCAAACGACAGGAGCAGCUGCUGUUCUGUGGCGGUCUUAUCAGAGACAUGUUGUCUAAGAAACACAUUGCGUACGCGUGGCCCUUCUACAAGCCUGUCGACGCGCACGCCCUCGGCCUCCACGACUACCACCACAUCAUCAAACACCCUAUGGACCUCGGAACCGUCAAGGAUAAGCUGGACAGCAGGCAGUACAGAGAUGCUCAGCACUUUGCUGCUGAUGUCCGGUUGAUGUUCUCCAACUGUUACAAAUACAACCCCCCAGACCAUGACGUGGUCAAUAUGGCACGCAAACUACAGGUGUCGGAAUCAGAAUCCUCUGAGGGAGGUUUGGAACACGAGAGAUCACAGAGACUGGCUGAACUACAGGAACAGCUCAAAGCUGUUCACGAACAGCUGGCCGCUCUGUCCACGCCCCAGGCCACCAAGCCCAAGAGAAAAGAGAGGGAGAAGGAGAAGAAUAAAGACAAGUUCAAGAAGAAGAUAGGAGGGGAGGAGCCACCGGAGAUCCCGCCCCCUGCCAUCCUCCAGCCAAUCAGAAAGAGCAAAAACAGCAAGGAGCUGGUGACCACGCCCAAGAAGAUCAAGAAACCGAGUAAGAAAGGAAGUAUGAAGAGCAGUCGUCUGGGCGCCCCACAUCAGACCGGCUCCACCCCCCUUGCCCCCUCAGCCUCGCUGGAGGCAGGAGAUGACAUGAGUGUGUUUGUGGGCGGGGCAGCUGACAGGUGUAAGCCAAUGUCCUACGAGGAGAAACGCCAGCUCAGUCUGGACAUCAAUAAACUGCCCGGCGACAAGCUGGGCCGCGUCGUCCACAUCAUCCAAUCACGAGAGCCAUCGCUCAAGAACACCAACCCAGACGAGAUAGAGAUCGACUUUGAGACGCUGAAACCCUCGACGCUCCGAGAGCUGGAGACAUAUGUCUGGACCAGCCUUAGAAAGAAGAAGAAAUCACAACCAGCAGUAGAGAAGGCUCUGGAGGUGACCAGUGUGAUGAAGAUGAAGACAGGAUCUUCAUCAGGCAGCAGUGACUCCUCUGACAGCGACGACACGGGGCUGGCCCCCCAGCAGCAAAAGUCCUCCUCUAGCAAUAUAUACUGUAAGAGACCCCACCAGUCCAGCAGGGGCGGGGUCAGCAUCACUGCCCCUCUGGACCCCUCCUCCUUCCCCCAGACCCCCCUAGUUCAGUCCAAACCCCCCCAGCAGCAGCAUCAACACCCCUUCGCCCCCCCUCCUCCUCCCUCCAUCCCCACUGUCCCUGUGACCUCUCUGGACUCCUCUUUGACCUUUGACCCCCUAGCUCACUUCCUGGCCCCGCAUCUGAGCCAGCAGGUGGGGGAGCCCCCCCGUAAUGAACUGGGGGCCCCUGCCGCCGGACCCCCCCACCUCAACGCUACCAACACACACACCUCUGAGAGCACACAGCCCUUCCUCAACCAGCAGGCCGUCAUGCCCUCCGUCAUGCUCUCCCCAGCACUCCACAACGCUCUCCCCCAGCAGCCGUCCCGCCCCAGCAACCGAGCGGCCGCCAAACCCCCUCAGCCUCCCCCCUCCUCCCUCUCCACCCCCUCCACUCCUCCUCCCCCCCAGCCCUCCCUCCACAUUCCCCAACCGUCCUUCCCCCGCCCUUGUGUCCCCUCUCCCCCCACCCCCCACGGAAUCCUGGGGGUCUCGGCCCAACCCCCUCAAGCCCUAUUUGAGGACGACGAGGAGGCCGUGCCCACUAACUCUGAAACCCCUCCCCUCCCGCUCAGCCAGGUGCACAUGUACCUGCAGUCGUCUCGGCCCCCGGCACACAUACACCCCCACACACAGUCUCCUGUGCGGGUCCAGUCUCAGCUCAUGUCCCGGGCCCCGGCCCACACACAGUCUCCUGGGGGGGUCCAGUCCCGGGCCCCGGCCCACAUACAGUCUCCUGGACGGGUCCAGUCUCAGCUCAUGUCCCGGGCCCCGGCCCACACACAGUCUCCUGGGGGGGUCCAGGCCCGGGCCCCGGCCCACAUACAGUCUCCUGGGCGGGUCCAGUCUCAGCUCAUGUCCCGGCCUCCGGCCCACACACAGUCUCCUGAGCGGGUCCAGUCCCGGGCCCCGGCCCACAUACAGUCUCCUGGGCGGGUCCAGUCCCGGGCCCCGGCCCACAUACAGUCUCCUGGGCGGGUCCAGUCCCGGGCCCCGGCCCACAUACAGUCUCCUGGGCGGGUCCAGUCCCGGGCCCCGGCCCACAUACAGUCUCCUGGGCGGGUCCAGUCCCGGGCCCCGGCCCACAUACAGUCUCCUGGGCGGGUCCAGUCCCAGCCCCCGCCCCACACACAGUCUCCUGGGCGGGUCCAGUCUCAGCUCAUGUCCCGGCCCCCGGCCCACACACAGUCUCCUGGGGGUCCAGUCUCGGCCCCCGGCCCACACACAGUCUCCUGGGCGGGUCCAGUCCCGGGCCCCGGCCCACAUACAGUCUCCUGGGGGGGUCCAGACUCGGCCCCCGGCCCACACACAGUCUCCUGGGGGGGUCCAGUCUCGGCCCCCGGCCCACACACAGUCUCCUGGGGGGGUCCAGUCUCGGCCCCCGGCCCACACCAGUCUCCUGGGCGGGUCCAUUCUCAGCUCAUGCAGGCCAUGCAGACUCAGUCACAGGCAGCGGCCGCUCCAACCCAGCAACAGCAGAGGCUCGCAACACCUUCUCACUCACACCCUCACUCACACCCUCACUCACACCCUCAUACACACCCUCACACACACCCUCACUCACACCCUCAUACACACCCUCACUCACACCCUCACGCACACAUGCAGCAGGCGGGACAGGGGAUGUCGUUCCCCCAGCAACAGAGCACCAUGCACCUGGCACAGAAAGGGAUCAAGCAGAUACUACAUCCACAACCAUCACCACGGAUCACAACUGAGCCUUUCAACACAGGUCCUCUGAGGGAGAGCCCCUCCCCUCUGAUGAUACAUUCUCCCCAGAUGCCUCAUUGCCCACCAAUGAGACAGUCCCCUUCCCAGCCCAAGAAACCUAACCAAAGGGUGAAAGAGGAGAAGCCGCUCCCCUCCCCGGUGCUACCCCCCUCCCCUUUCAGCCCCACCCAGCGACACCACAAACCACAAGACAACAAACACACACACAGAUCAGAUGUGAAGCUAUUGGACAGUUCUCGUCCUGGGCUCCGCCUCCCGGACUCCCCGGCCCCUCCCCCUUCCCAUCAGGACAGCAAACUGAAGCAGGAGGCUAAAACCCCCGUCACCGCCAAGAAGACACAGGAUGUGAAGUUAAAGAACAUGGGUUCCUGGGCCAGCUUGGCCCAGCGUUCUCAGUCCACCCCCACCUCCGCUGUCCGCUCCUCUAGCGACAGCUUCGAACAGUUCCGUCGCGCCGCCCGGGAGAAGGAGAGAGAGAAACAGCUAAAAGCACAGGCCGAGCAGGCCAGGAGAGAGCAGGAGAAACUACGUAGCCGUGACGACGAGGACUCUGUGGAACAGCAGGGGAGGGUGCGUGUCCAGGACUCUCGCCGUCGCCAGGAGCAACUUUCGCCUCAAGCCCCCACGCCCCCUGCCUCAACCCCUCCCGCCGUCUCCCCACAGGCCCCUCCCACUGAACAGGCCACACCCCCACCCUCCGCCGCAGCACAGAACGCCAUGGACCAGCAGAGGGAGCUGGCAAGACGCCGCGAGCAGGAGAGGAGGAGGAGAGAGGCGAUGGCGGACACCAUUGACAUCAACUUCCAGAGCGACCUGAUGGCCAUCUUUGAAGAGAACCUGUUCUGAGAGAGAGAUGGAGAAAUGAGGAGAGGGAGACAAAUGAACUCUACCUUAUCCCUCCGGAGAUUAGACACACAACACCCCCUCCCUCUCUUUGAUUAGAGACCUCACCCCCCCCAUCUUUGAUUAGAGACCUCAGACCAGGAUGUGAGCUCCAGAGACUUGACGGAGACUGAGGUGAGGUACAGUAAUAAGGUGGAGCCCCCCAGCGGUGGGGACCGGGAGUACAACUUCCACUUUUUUGCAAUUUCAGAUGCGUUUUUUGUGUCUAACUGCCCGUUUAUCAUUGAUGAUUGGUUGUUGCCGUGGGCAACAGUGAAACCGGAUACCUAUCGAUAAACAGAUAUUUGAACUCCUCUUGUGUUCUGAAAGGAAACCGAGGGAGGAGGGGAGGACUGAGAACUAUUACCUGAAAAUAAAGAA
Messenger RNA from Oncorhynchus keta (chum salmon), 5721 nucleotides. RefSeq names its product bromodomain-containing protein 4-like. Lineage: Eukaryota; Metazoa; Chordata; Actinopteri; Salmoniformes; Salmonidae. Gene Ontology annotation, biological process: positive regulation of transcription elongation by RNA polymerase II; chromatin remodeling. Gene Ontology annotation, cellular component: chromatin; nucleus. The record is from RefSeq and is a predicted model, not a curated record.